Molecule: messenger RNA, 444 nt
Organism: Cetraspora pellucida
Lineage: Eukaryota; Fungi; Glomeromycota; Glomeromycetes; Diversisporales; Gigasporaceae
Source: the annotation of a GenBank genome assembly
AUGCCUGCUCUGCAUAAUUAUCCUCACCAUAUAUGCCAUCAAGAAAACUUCCGUAUCUACAAGAGCCUAAAACAAACUCCUAAAAUUCGUCGAGCUAAGUUCUGCCAAAAGAAACCAACUAAAGUUCUUGAAUCAGAUUUUUUCCCAAAGCUUUCCAGUAAUGAUGAUGAAAGAGAAGACCUAAAACAAGAGCAAGAUGUUAAAUUGGAUGCUAAAAUUGUGGAACAAGAACCUAAUGAACAAGUAAAAGACAAAAAUGAGUUAGAAGACUUAAUCGAUGAGGACAGCAAUGAUGACAACGAUGACGAUAUGAUAUGGGAUAAAGAUGAUAAUAGAACUGAGAAUGAAGAAGAUAAAAACAAACGAAUUGGAGUUGAAAAAGGUGAACAAAAUAGAGACAAAAAAGAUGAAUGUAAUGAAAUUGGAAAGGAUGAACAUAUUGGA